Dibothriocephalus latus is the source of this 471-nucleotide messenger RNA. NCBI's taxonomy places the organism in Eukaryota, Metazoa, Platyhelminthes, Cestoda, Diphyllobothriidea, Diphyllobothriidae. The record is from the annotation of a GenBank genome assembly.
AUGAAUAGCGCACUACAGUGCAUUUCCAACAUCCCACAAUUGACGAAUUUCUUCCUUGAGGACAUAUAUAAGAUCGAUUUGAAUACCGUCAGUGGGUUAGGUUCAAGGGGUCUUUUUGCGAGACGUUUUGCCAACCUCAUAAAACGCAUGUGGUCAGAGGACUCCACUGAGAAAGCCAUCUAUCCUCGUGAACUUACGAUGGCGAUAUGCAAUUAUGCUCCACAGUUCGCUGGAUACGAGCAGCAUGAUGCCCACGAAUUGAUGAUGCUUCUGCUCGACGUUCUGCACGAGGAUUUAAACAGGGUUCAACAGAAACCCUACAUCGAAUUAAAAGAUGCCGAUGGCCGUUCCGACGCUGUAAGUCAUUCCUCAUUGUUUCAUUUCCCCACCUACGCCAUUCGGCUUCCCAAUAUUAAAGGUCCAUGCACACGGCCUAAUGGAGAUAUCGUGUGCUUUUCUUCUUGUCUGUGA